UUUUCCUUUCUCAGCUCAGCUCACCCUAUAAGGCAGGUCAGCGUUGCAAAAUCAAAAGUCGCCCUUCCUCUAACAGGAACUAUUCUGCAAAUAGUUCUGUGAACCAGAGGAUUCCCCGAGAAAGAUGGCAGGGAAUUCGAUAUUGCUGGCUGCACUCUCUGUCCUCUCAGCCUGUCAGCAAAGUUACUUUGCUAUGCAGGUAGGAAAGGCGAGAUCGAAAUACAAAGUUAUGCCCCCAGCAGUCUCUGGGUCACCAGAUUUUGAGAGAAUAUUUCGUGCACAGCAAAACUGUCUGGAGUUUUAUCCAAUAUUCAUAAUCACAUUGUGGAUGGCUGGAUGGUAUUUCAACCAAGUUUUCGCUACUUGUCUGGGUCUGGUGUACAUCUAUUCCCGUCAUCAGUAUUUCUGGGGGUAUGCAGAAGCUGCUAAAAAAAGGAUCACUGGUUUCCGGCUGAGUCUGGGGGUUUUGGCCUUGUUGGCUGUCCUAGGUGCCGUGGGGAUUUUGAACAGCUUUCUGGAUGAAUACCUGGACAUCGAUAUUGCCAAGAAACUGAGGCACUUCUAACAUUUCUCCUUCCUUUGUGCAAAUGCUUAUAGGAGAUGUUUCCACUCUCAAGGUUAGAUGGUGCCACUUGUUCCAUUAAAAGAAAUAAAAUUCUCUCUUAUUUGAAA
Messenger RNA from Dama dama (fallow deer), 672 nucleotides. It is a transcript of the gene MGST2, whose product is annotated as microsomal glutathione S-transferase 2. The record is from RefSeq and is a predicted model, not a curated record. Gene Ontology annotation, cellular component: membrane; nuclear envelope; endoplasmic reticulum. Bases 125 to 565 code for a protein of 146 amino acids. Gene Ontology annotation, biological process: leukotriene biosynthetic process. Gene Ontology annotation, molecular function: glutathione transferase activity; glutathione peroxidase activity; leukotriene-C4 synthase activity. The transcript is spliced from 5 exons. Lineage: Eukaryota; Metazoa; Chordata; Mammalia; Artiodactyla; Cervidae.